Messenger RNA from Aethalodelphis obliquidens (Pacific white-sided dolphin), 2660 nucleotides. It is a transcript of the gene UBE2D1, whose product is annotated as ubiquitin conjugating enzyme E2 D1. The transcript has 8 exons. The record is from RefSeq and is a predicted model, not a curated record. Bases 199 to 612 code for a protein of 137 amino acids. Lineage: Eukaryota; Metazoa; Chordata; Mammalia; Artiodactyla; Delphinidae.
CGCAUACUCGCGCACACUCGCGCUCGGGCGCACUAGGAACAGGCAUCGGCACCCAGAGCGAGCCAGAGAGCGGCGAGCUGGGGAUUCACCCGGCUGAGCCAGCCGAGGAGCCGGCGAGCCGGGCCCGCGACGACCCCACGCCCCCGAGCCCCGCAGCCGACCCCAGCCGGCCGGUAUCCCAGCCGCCCUCCCUGACCCAUGGCGCUGAAGCGGAUUCAGAAAGAAUUGAGUGAUCUACAGCGCGACCCACCUGCUCACUGUUCGGCUGGACCUGUGGGAGAUGACUUGUUCCACUGGCAAGCAACUAUUAUGGGGCCUCCUGAUAGUGCAUAUCAAGGUGGAGUCUUCUUUCUCACUGUACAUUUUCCGACAGACUAUCCUUUUAAACCACCAAAGAUUGCUUUCACAACAAAAAUUUACCAUCCAAACAUAAACAGUAAUGGAAGUAUUUGUCUUGAUAUCCUGAGGUCACAAUGGUCACCAGCUCUGACUGUAUCAAAAGAAAAGAGCCUGAGUUAUUGUUUUGAAUUAGAACCAUCUACCCCUGAAAGCAACUUGUUUUAUUGUCCAUAUGUUCUCUGCUUUGUGACCCUAAUCCAGAUGACCCCUUAGUACCAGAUAUUGCACAAAUCUAUAAAUCAGACAAAGAAAAAUACAACAGACACGCAAGAGAAUGGACUCAGAAAUAUGCAAUGUAAAAUCAAAAAAAUUUUCAUAUAUACCAGAGUACUGUAAAAUCUAGGUUUUUUUCAACAUUAGCAGUAAAUCGAGCACCGUUUACUGUUUCAUUGUACCAUGAAAUCCUUUGAUUUUUACCCAUUUUAAAUGUAUUUCUGAAGCAAGACAAAACAAACUUCCAAAAAUAUUCUUGAGACUGUGAUGAGAGCAUUUAUCAUUUUGUAUGCAUUGAGAAAGACAUUUAUUAUGGUUUUUAAGAUACUUGGACAUCUGCAUCUUCAGCUUACAAGAUCUACAAUGCAUCUGAAAAGCAACCAAAUUAUUUUUUGCUGAAACUAGAUGUUUUUACAUGAAAAAUACUGUAUGUGUUGUCUAAGAUGUCAUCAGUUAUAUAAAUCUGUAUUCAGAUUUCAUUCUUUGUUAGCUCACUUUAUAAUUUGUAUUUUUUUACUGUAUAGACUAAAUAUAUUCUAUUUACAUGUAUGUCAACUCGUUACUUUUUUCCUGUGAACAGUAUUGAAAAAACCCAACAGCUGAUAAUGAAAUGAAUUAACUGUCCGUCUCCCUUGUCUUAGGGUAUUCUGUAGAUUGAUUGCAGAUUCCUUAAACCUGAAAUGAUCUUUACACUGUAAUUCUCAGUAUACUGAUUAUGGAGAAACACUUGUUUUGAUCUUGUUAUACUUGACUUAACUUUAUUACAAUGUGAAUUAAUUGCACUGCUAAGUAGGAAGACGUGUAACUUUUAUUUGUUGCUAUUCACAUCAGAAUUUUUUUCUGUAUAGGCAAUAUUAUAUUGACACCUUUUACAGAUCUUAAUGUAGCUUUUUCCAUUUAAAUAAAAUGCUUUUUCUACUAUUUGUCUUGAUUACUUAAAAAGAUAAAAAAUUACUUUAUAAGUAAGGAUCAAUACUCUAUAUAAAAUUUUGCAUGGAAAUUAAUUCCAAAUUGUAAGAAUGAAGUCUGUUGUAUUUGGCACUAAUCACCAUUAAUUAUAUAAAUUUUAUUGCUUUAGGUUUGUAUUGAUAUCUGUUUACUAAAUUGUCAAUCUAGAGGAUGAUAUACACUGGUCCCUUGUUAUUGAAAAGAAUUUAGGGUAUGUUGGCAUUUGUCUUGGAUCACAUCUAAAAUGAAUUAUUUUCUAAGGUACUGAGAUGAAUGUAAGACAGUGUCACCUACAUUGAAGAAAAGUCUUUAUAGACCUGAAGAAUAAUUAGGUAAUUCAUUAAAAUGCCCCUCUAGAUAUAACUGAUGUUGUAUUUCUUAACAUUUUAAAAUCUAGAAUUUCUAAAAUAGAAUUUUAAUGCCAUCACAGUUUGAAAGAGGACAUCCAUUUUUUACCGUAGAAGUUAUACAGAAAAUUCUAAAAUGACACUUUCCCUCUGUUUUAUAAAUUGUCAGUUAAAAUGAUUUAAAUGAGCAGGUUAUCUUUGCAGAUUUUAUAGAAAGUUCUAAUGUUUUAACUUGGAAAAAAAAUGUCUCUAAUUAUUAGCAUGCUUACCAAACUUGAGUGUCAUUUUUAAGAAGAGUUGUAGCUCUUCUGAUUAUUUCAGUAGCUGUAUAAGUGUACAAAAAUCUGUGAUGGGUGUAGUCAUUAGCAAAGAAUGUAAAUCACUUAAGUAUUUUACCAUGGUUCAUUAUUAUAAAGCACAAAAUAACCCAUUGUUAAAAAAUGUGUUUUUAUAAAUGAAUGUAAAAUAAUUAAAUGAAUUGUGAAAUGGAUGUUUAAGAAAAUAUAGGUUUAAAAAGUAACUAUAUUAAGUGAUGUCUUGAAACAGCCAUAUCAUGAAGAAUACUACUAUGUUAUUAUAAGCUACAUUGGCCCAGAAUUUGAACACUCAACAUCAUUAGGUUUAAGUAUUUAGUAUAUUUUGAUAAUAAAGGGUUUUGUUUCUUGAAUAUCUUUCACUUUUUAAAAAACUUUUGUGUGGCAUUUAUUUUUGGAAAUGUCUUUUUUUUUUCUGUAUUAAAGUUUUGAAACUUGC